AUGAACCUAUUUGAAGUGGCUCAUUUCGUACCCGAGAAGCCCAUGUAUGAGCAAGGCUUAAUUUUACUUCCCCAUCUAGCAACUCUAGGUUGGGGGCUUAUUUGUUGGGAUUAUUUAGCUACGAUGUUCACAGAAGCAAUAACCGUAAACGGACCAGAACAGUUGGGAAAUAUUCAAGUACCCCAAAGAGCCAGCUAUAUUCGAGUAAUUAUGUUGGAAUUGAGUCGUAUAGCUUCUCACCUAUUAUGGCUGGGACCUUUUAUGGCGGAUAUUGGUGCACAAACCCCUUUCUUCUAUAUUUUUAGAGAAAGAGAAUUAAUAUAUGAUCUAUUCGAAGCUGCGACAGGUAUGAGAAUGAUGCAUAAUUUUUUCCGUAUCGGGGGAGUCGCGGCCGAUCUACCUCAUGGUUGGAUAGAUAAAUGUUUGGAUUUCUGCGAUUAUUUUUUAACAGGGGUUGUUGAAUAUCAAAAACUUAUUACGCGAAAUCCCAUUUUUUUAGAACGGGUUGAGGGAAUAGGCAUUGUUAGUGGAAAGGAAGUAAUUAAUUGGGGUUUAUCAGGACCGAUGCUUCGGGCUUCCGGAAUACAAUGGGAUCUGCGUAAAGUUGAAAAUUAUGAGUGUUAUGGGGAAUUUGAUUGGGCCGUUCAAUGGCAAAAAGAAGGAGAUUCAUUAGCUCGUUAUUUAGUUCGAAUUGGUGAAAUGGUGGAAUCCAUAAAAAUUAUUCAACAGGCUUUGGAAGGAAUUCCCGGCGGACCAUAUGAGAAUUUAGAAAUCCGUUACUUUGAUAGGGAAAGGGAACCAGAAUGGAAUGAUUUUGAAUAUCGAUUCAUUAGUAAAAAACCGUCUCCGACUUUUGAAUUGCCGAAACAAGAACUUUAUGUAAGAGUUGAAGCCCCCAAAGGAGAAUUGGGGAUUUUUCUAAUAGGAGAUCAGAAUGGUUUUCCUUGGAGAUGGAAAGGAAUGAUGGAAUGGAAGAAAAAAAAUAAAAAAAAUAAGUAA
This is a messenger RNA of Arachis duranensis, 999 nucleotides long. Its product is annotated as NAD(P)H-quinone oxidoreductase subunit H, chloroplastic-like. The transcript is spliced from 2 exons. NCBI's taxonomy places the organism in Eukaryota, Viridiplantae, Streptophyta, Magnoliopsida, Fabales, Fabaceae. The coding region runs from base 1 to 999 and encodes 332 amino acids. The record is from RefSeq and is a predicted model, not a curated record. Gene Ontology annotation, biological process: photosynthetic electron transport chain; photosynthesis, light reaction. Gene Ontology annotation, cellular component: membrane; photosystem. Gene Ontology annotation, molecular function: quinone binding; NAD binding; chlorophyll binding.